This is a messenger RNA of Lactuca saligna, 1023 nucleotides long. The record is from the annotation of a GenBank genome assembly. NCBI's taxonomy places the organism in Eukaryota, Viridiplantae, Streptophyta, Magnoliopsida, Asterales, Asteraceae.
AUGAAGAGGAAUCAGAGUCAUACACCAUCUCCGAUAUUCGUAUUCUGGAGGAGGUCCAGUGAGAGACUCACGAUAUCAUUGCGUCUUUGCAUCCAAUGGUAUCAGAGCUUUAUGGUGGAUUUUCAAUCUUCAUCAAUAGUCGUGUGUCACAUCUCCAAUAUAAAAAGGUGGCUCUUACGAAGGUUCACAUUGAGCUUUAAACUGAUCAUUCGGAGUUCCAAACUUCCGUCUCCUCCAAAAUUGAGAAACUUUAGGAAGAUUUGGCUCUUAAAAAUUAGAAGCCUAUCUGAGAACUCAAAUCUGAGAAGGCUCCUCACAGUCUUUGUUCGUCAGCAUCUGGAAGAGAAUUUGAAGCCUAUCUUCUCCAUACUUGACAAAAUUCAACGUGUUUCGGAAUCUUCUAUUCCAAAACAAGCGGAGAACCGGAAAAGACUUCAGGGUAAUGAAGCUUCGGCAUCAAAAGGGAAAUACAAGAAUGUUGAUUAUGAUGAUGAGGAAGAAGAAGAAGACGAAACUGAUAAAUUAAAACGUAAAGCUCGCGAUGCUGAACUGCAUGAAAACUUGCGAGUAGCUAAAGAGGCUGAGAAAAAAGAGAAGGCAACACUUGAAGUCGAGGAUAAAUUGAAAACUCAGAAGACUCUUUUUCCUUUAUGGACAUUUGAGCGAAUUCUGAAUGAAGCCAUCAAAAACCCGAAUUGUUAUUGGCUAGAUCCUGUUACGUCAUUUGAAUUGGAGAACUCUCUAGAUUCGCAGCUUGAUCUACCAAUUACUCUAAAGGCCAUUCAGUUUUGCAGUUUGGAUAAGAUUGUGAAUGCUCCUAUUCCUGAUUAUGAUGAUGAUCAGUUUCAAAUUUUCUCGAGGGCAUGCGAGUUCAAGAUUGGAAUUUACUAUCGUAGAUCUGCCCUACCUCAAACCACUCGAUCGGAUUUCUCUAUUACUUAUACAGCUGAAGGAUCAACAACAAUUCGAGCCUAUCAUUGCACUUUUAAAAUGAAUGUUGGUUUAUUACAUCAAUGUGGUUAG